AGAGCGCGGAGCGCGCAGCGCGGGCCGGAGGGAGGGAGGGAGGGUGGGCGAGGGAAGAGGACUUGAACACACGGGACUGGACAGGACCGACCGAGGGGCGGCGGCGAAAGGCAGAGCGCCGCGAUCUCUGUCGGGAAGCGCAACCUCCCCGGGCCCCGCGGGGCCGCGCAGGGGGCGUCCUCAACCCCGCGCCCGCUCCCUCUUUCCAUCCCCUGCCGCCCGCAGGCCACCCCGGGGCCCGGCCAUCCGCGCGCGCAUCCCCGGGUUCGGGCCCGUCCCUGGCCCUCGAGGGAGCCGCCGCCUUCAUCGCCACAUCUGCAGCGGCCGCACCAGAGGCCGCCCGGGCGGGACCCCAGCGUGAGCAUCGGGCGCCCCCCUAGGAGUGCACCACCCCCGGAGCCCCCCUCAACACGGACCGCGCCCGCCGGGCACACAAGAAUGGUCACUCAGAUACUGGGGGCCAUGGAGUCUCAGGUGGGGGGGGGCCCGGCCGGCCCGGCCCUGCCCAACGGGCCACUCCUUGGUACAAAUGGAGCCACUGACGACAGCAAGACCAACCUCAUCGUCAACUACCUGCCCCAGAACAUGACCCAGGAUGAGUUCAAGAGUCUCUUCGGCAGCAUUGGCGACAUCGAGUCCUGCAAGUUGGUUCGGGACAAGAUCACAGGGCAGAGCCUUGGCUACGGGUUUGUGAACUAUUCUGACCCCAAUGAUGCAGACAAAGCCAUCAACACCCUCAACGGCCUCAAAUUACAGACGAAGACCAUCAAGGUGUCCUAUGCCAGACCCAGUUCAGCAUCCAUCCGGGAUGCUAACCUGUAUGUCAGCGGGCUCCCCAAGACCAUGAGCCAGAAAGAGAUGGAGCAGCUCUUCUCCCAGUAUGGCCGCAUCAUCACGUCCCGCAUCCUGGUGGACCAGGUCACAGGUGUCUCUCGGGGUGUGGGAUUCAUCCGCUUUGACAAGAGGAUUGAGGCCGAAGAGGCUAUCAAAGGACUGAACGGGCAGAAGCCGCUGGGCGCAGCUGAGCCCAUCACAGUCAAGUUCGCGAACAACCCAAGUCAGAAGACGGGGCAGGCGCUGCUCACCCACCUCUACCAGUCAUCCGCCCGGCGCUACGCAGGCCCCCUACACCAUCAGACACAGCGUUUCCGGCUGGACAAUUUGCUCAACAUGGCCUACGGCGUCAAGAGUCCCCUGUCGCUCAUCGCCAGGUUCUCGCCGAUCGCCAUCGAUGGUAUGAGCGGCCUGGCGGGCGUGGGCCUGUCGGGGGGCGCGGCGGGCGCCGGCUGGUGCAUCUUCGUGUACAACCUGUCACCGGAGGCAGACGAGAGCGUGCUGUGGCAGCUGUUCGGGCCUUUUGGGGCAGUCACCAACGUCAAGGUCAUCCGUGAUUUCACCACCAACAAGUGCAAGGGUUUCGGCUUCGUGACCAUGACCAACUAUGACGAGGCGGCCAUGGCCAUCGCCAGCCUGAACGGCUAUCGCCUGGGCGAGCGCGUGCUGCAGGUCUCCUUCAAGACCAGCAAACAGCACAAGGCGUGAGCCCAUCCCGCCUGCCCUCCCACCCCCUCCCCGGGCAGCAGAGAGAGAGAGAGAGAAAGAGACAGAGAGAGAGAGAGAGAGAGAGAGAAGGGGCCCAAGAGAGACAGCACAGGCAGCCCCACGGACGACGCGAGGGCCCCACGUCCCUGCGGAAGCCACAGGGUGAGCACUCUGGGGUGGGAGGGUCUGCAGGGAAUUGGGGGGGUGCCCGGGGAUCCCCCGCCCCAUCCUCCUGCCCCCACCCCAGGCUGGGCUGUUCACUCUCUCGUCUUGGUUUGGUUCAUGGUGAAGGUUUUUGUUUCUUUUUUCGGCUAAAAAGAAUGCAGAGAUGUGCCCCCACCCCCACCCUCGACCACCCCCGAUGGGAUGGCUUGGGGGGCUCCAGGGGGUGCUCUCCCAGACCCCCUUGCCCAGGCCUCCCCAGCACCUAGGUGGGGCCUGGGGUAGGAGGAACAGGUUUAAAAAUCCCCAAAAAAGCGAACCGUGAGGAGGGGUGUGGGCACACCCGGCCCAGUGCCCCCUGGUGGAAUGCGGGGAGCAGGCAGUGGGGCAGGAAGCAGAAACAAAAUGAAAAAAAAAGGGGGGGUGGGAGGGGAAGAAAAACUCUAUUUUUGUAAAAAGGGAAAAAGACCUCGUGGAGAAUUUUUACUGGGGAUUCUUGAACUUGAAAAAAAAAACACAAAAAAAGACAAAAAAAAAAAAAAGAAAA
Messenger RNA from Gorilla gorilla gorilla (western lowland gorilla), 2251 nucleotides. RefSeq names its product ELAV like RNA binding protein 3 (gene ELAVL3). Gene Ontology annotation, molecular function: RNA binding. The record is from RefSeq and is a predicted model, not a curated record. The coding region runs from base 439 to 1542 and encodes 367 amino acids. The transcript has 7 exons. NCBI's taxonomy places the organism in Eukaryota, Metazoa, Chordata, Mammalia, Primates, Hominidae. Gene Ontology annotation, cellular component: ribonucleoprotein complex.